AGUCAAGCAGAUCGAGCUCCGACUGGAGACUUAAAGCACAGACGCAAACUCGGGAGAACUUCACACUCUCUGUGGGUUUGAUACUUUCUCAUUGAUCGUGGGCUGAGAGUUCAUAAUCUCCCAGUCUUCAACUAAUUUGUGCUCCGAGUCCGACAGACAGCUUCGACACAUCGGGCAGCAGCAUCAGUUGUGAAAGUUGAAGCAGAGGCUCUCGGUUGACAUGCUGAAGGUGAAGCAGCAGGGAUGUCAUCCAGGCGUGGCUCAGGGAGGAUAAGGAUGUCUAUAUAAAUGAGUCGUUCGGUCUGAUCAGAUGAAAAGAGCGUCUCCUCUCUCCUCUCCGCUCUCUGAACACCCAAAGUUUCCUAGUCAUCAUGGCAGAGGUGGCAGGAUUUCUCGGGAGCAUCGAUCUGGAUUUGCAGGCUUUUCCAGCAUUGGGGAACGUGCCUCUGUCAGAUGGUUUGAAUGAAAGAUUAGGUCUGAUUGAGGGCAGACUGCAGCGCGGAUCGCUCACGGAUUUUGGCCACCUGAAGGGCAUCCUGCGCAGGAGACAGCUCUACUGCCGCACCGGCUUCCAGCUGGAGAUAUUUCCCAACGGGACGGUGCACGGGACUAGACAGGACCACAGCAGAUUCGGUAUUCUGGAGUUUAUCAGUCUGGCCGUCGGGUUGGUGAGCAUACGAGGUGUGGAUGCUGGUCUCUAUCUGGGGAUGAAUGAAAAAGGUGAACUCUAUGGGUCGAAGAAGCUGACGGCUGAGUGUGUCUUCCGUGAGCAGUUCGAAGAAAACUGGUACAACACGUAUGCGUCGACACUCUUCAAGCACGUAGACACUGGGAGGUACUAUUACGUGGCUCUGAACAAGGAUGGCUCGCCUCGAGAAGGCAGCAGGACUAAAAAGCAUCAGAAGUUGACUCACUUCCUGCCCAGACCUGUCGAAAUAGAAAAAAUACCCCAAGCUUACAGAGACUUGUUCCAGCAUAGGUGACCAGAGCAUCCAACGGAGUCACUGGGUUGGAGAGUUACAGUAGGAGUGCGGGAUGGGAAAGACGAAGAACAUAAAGAAAUACAAGACCCUACUUCUCUCGUCUCACAGCUGUUUAUAUUUGGGUUCUGGUCCAAAAUGAGGAGGCCCUCUCCAAUGGUGAUUGAGAUAAACAGUACGUGUGUGUCCUGGAUGGCUCCGUUUCCUCUACUUAAUGGGUUUUAAACUACAGAGAAGAGGGAACAUUCCUGCAUCCAAAGCUGGUGCCAAAAGAUGUCUUGUGGAAGAGGUGUUGACUUCAGGGCGUAAUGACAUGUGUCAUGCAAUCGCCCUUUCUUUAGACAGUCAUUGUGUGAGCCACUCUUUUGUAAAGUGGACCACAUUUUGGGCAUGUUGUCACUGGAAAACAAAGCUUGGGUUUAAACCUUUAUUUGUUGAGCAAAUUGUCACCAGUAGCUAGGAAGUAAAACUGUUUUUGGCCGUAACGAUAAAAGUCCAGUCUGGUGACCCUGGGGUUGGACUUAUGUUGAAAGGUCAUGAGGCAACACUUACCAAGAAGAUGGACAUGGGGAGUAUAACUCAGACCUUCCUGUAGGACAAAUGCAAAGAAGAGCUUUCAAAUGAAAUAUAUCUUUAAGGGCACUUAAAAGGAGAAAAAUGUUUGAAGAACAAUGACCCGUUUCUACUGAAACUAUCAAAUUAGCAAUUGUGAGAUGGUAAAAAAGUGAUAUUAAUAGACACACUCAUUUUGUCUUGGUGAAAGAUCUGAGAGGCAUACAGAUCAUAUUUUAAAGGAAAGGUCAAAACAUACAUAUUUGUUUGAAACAAGUAACCACUUUCAAAGAAAGCAGGGAAAUGUAUGGUGUUUGCUGAAGUGUGCGAUAGAGACUAUUGGUCAUCUGAUAAAGAGUGACUUAUAAUGUUCAGGUUGUCAGGAACAUUAUUAAAAUGUAAGUGAAAGACGUGUAAAUAUGGACAAACCUAUUUAUAAGAUGUACAAUAUAUUUAUUUUCUACAUAUAAUGUAUAAUUAUAAAUCUAUAUAUAAAUAUAUUUAUUUAUUUCAAAUGCUUUAUUUUGUAAUGAACUUGAAGUUAUUGGAAUGGUAGAUUCUACUGAAACUAUACAGAAGGGCUAGACCAUAUGACCUGAAUGACUGACAAUAAAAUUGUCCUGCUAUUGUUUAUUGUCAGCGACCAUAUUUGCAAGGAUUUUCUGUACUAAUUAAAUUCUGAGAAACACUGAGCUGGCUGAGUUUGACUGCAUACAAAAUCGUUGCAACAUAGUAGACCAUUACUGGUUAAAUGGUCAUCUUUGCUACCGA
Messenger RNA from Danio aesculapii, 2303 nucleotides. It is a transcript of the gene fgf16, whose product is annotated as fibroblast growth factor 16. Gene Ontology annotation, molecular function: growth factor activity; fibroblast growth factor receptor binding. The record is from RefSeq and is a predicted model, not a curated record. Gene Ontology annotation, biological process: fibroblast growth factor receptor signaling pathway; positive regulation of protein phosphorylation; cell differentiation. Gene Ontology annotation, cellular component: cytoplasm. The coding region runs from base 372 to 983 and encodes 203 amino acids. The transcript is spliced from 3 exons. Lineage: Eukaryota; Metazoa; Chordata; Actinopteri; Cypriniformes; Danionidae.